Messenger RNA from Prorocentrum cordatum, 4413 nucleotides. The record is from the annotation of a GenBank genome assembly. NCBI's taxonomy places the organism in Eukaryota, Dinophyceae, Prorocentrales, Prorocentraceae.
GUUAUGCUUACGAACUACCAGUAUGCGGGCACGUGCGGGGAGGAGGCGUGGGGCCACCACUCGCACUACUCCGCCGCUCAGGCCAACGCCGUCGAGGUUAUGAGGGAGGCUGUCUCGUAUUUCCUCGGGGGCGACCUUGGCAGGUGUCAGCUGCCCCUCCUUAGUGAGAUCUCGACGCGGGCGUCCAGCGCUUACGACAUCGACAGUGGCACGCGUGCGCUGCCCCUUAGGCUGGGAGAACUACGACCUGGCCUACCAGCAGCUGAUGUCGCUGGCCGGCUGGACCCUCGUGCUCACGUCAGCCCUGAGGUGCUCACCUGGUUGGACGACCCGUCGGUGGCCCUCCUGCCACGUGCCCAGUGGCCUUCUGAGGUUCCGAAGGCGAGGCUGCUGGUCGACUCGCCUGCGGAGUGGGCGAGGAUCGUUGGCCACUUGUACUCGCUGGGGAUCGUGGAGGCCAUAGAGGACGAGCAGAUCUUUCGGGCUGACGGCGUCCCCGUGCUCAACGGCGCCUUCGCAGUUGAGAAAAGGGGCGUGCCCGAGGCUGGUGAGCAGAGGCAGUGCCGCUUCAUCAUGAACAUGGUGCCAGCGAAUAGUUACCUGAAGAUCAUGACCCAGGACCUGUCGACGCUGACGGCCUCGACCUCUUGGGUUACGGUGGUGUUGGAGGGCCAGCGCGUCUUGCUCUGGUCGGGUGACGACCAGCAGGGCGCCUUCUUUGUCUGGAAGAUCCCGCGGGCCUGGCGCAGCUUCACGACAUUGAAGGGCCGUGUCCCCGGCCGCCUUGUGGGCCGCCCAGAUCUGAAGACGGUGCAUGUGUGUUCAGCCGUUAUACCGAUGGGCUGGCUGCUGGCCGUCACGCUAUUCCAACACCUUCAUAGACGCCUGGGCCUGCGCCCUCCCCCCGCUGGAGCGGGCCUGCCUGAAGUUGAUGAGUGGAGGAGGGACAAGCCUCUUCCCAUUGCUCAGGUGGGCGGUUGCAGGUCUUGGUACCAGUUCUUCAUCGACGACUUCGAUGCCCCCAGGAUCGUGAACGACACCGAGGGGGAGGUCGGCGUCGGCUCUGCUUACCAGGAGCAACAGAGGGCUUCCUACCAGCGCAACGGCGUGGCCUGGGCCGAGCACAAGGCCCACCUCGGGGAGACGAAGGUCGAGAGGAUGGGCGUGCUCGUGGAUGGUCUGCGCGGGCGCGUCUCGGUACCUCUCAUGAAGCUCUUCGAGACCAUGCUCUUGGGGGCCCUGCUGGUGACCAAGGACUGGGUCUACUGGAAGACCAUGCUCGUGCUCCUGGGCAAGCUCGUCAGGGCUUUGGAGUUCAGGCGCGUCCUCUUUUGCAUCCUCAACGAGGUCUGGAAGUUCGCGGAUGGCACUCACUCUGGCUGGGUCAACUCGGAGAUGAACGAGGAGAUCCUCAGCGGCGUGGGCCUCCUCCCGCUUGCCUUCACGGACCUUCGCGCGGAGGUCGAUGCGAGGGUUACCUGCUCUGACGCCUCGGAGGAUGGUGGAGGCGCCUGCACGUCGCUGAGGCUGUGCCCCGAGGCCCUCUCGAAGCUGACGGCUGCUGCCGCUGCAGGCCAGGAGGGCAGGCAACACCUCAUGGCGGGCCGUCUGCUGCUGGGGGAGGCGUCGCUUUGGCGAGCGUGGGAGUCGAGGAACCCUGGUUUGCCGCCCCCUGCUGGGGAUCGGAUACCUGCUGUCCUGGUCAUAGGGCUGUUCGACGGCAUCGGGGGCAUGAUCGUCUCGCUCUCAAGGCUCCGCACGAAAAUCAUUGGCUACGUCUCGUCGGAGGUUGACCCCAGCGCGCGCAGGGUCGUCAGGAAGAGGUGGCCCGGCCUCAUCGACUGGGGGAACAUCAGAGACGUUGGGACUCAACGCAUUGACAAGCUGGUCCAGCUCUUCGGCGGGAUUGUCGACGUGGUCUACUGUGGCGCCGGCAGUCCAUGCCGAGACCUGUCGAGGCUGAUGUUCGGCAGGAGGGGGCUCGAGGGCCAGAAGAGCGCACUCUUUCGCGAGAUGCCGCGAAUCCUGGGGCUGCUGAACGCCGCGUUCCCUGGGAAGGUCCGCUCCCUCAUCGAGAACGUCGCCUCCAUGCCCCUCGAGGACAUCGAGCGCAUCUCUAGCGAGCUCCAGGUCACACCAUAUCGGUUCUGCAGCAGUUGCCUGGUCCCCAACAGAAGGCCGCGGUUGUACUGGCUCUCGUGGCGGUUGCUGCCGUGCAAGGGCUAUAGCUACCAGGACAGGGGGCACUUCGUCGAUGUCAUCUCCGACGGCGCGGCGCGCGUGGAGCUGCCCUGGACCUCCCCUGGCUGGAUCUGGAAUGGUGGCUCGCUGCCUGUGCCGACGCUAGUCUGUGCUAGGCCCUCUUUGUUACAGCCUACUCGACCUGCUGGAAUUGCUCGGGCCAGCCCCGAGGCGAAGGCUCGUUGGAAAAAGGACGAUCAUCGUUACCACGUCGGCCUUUACGAGAACGCCUGCCUACUCCAGCAUGAGGCCACCAUGGAGCUCCGCCCCCCGUCGGCAGAAGAGAGAGAGGUCCUCUUGGGGUUCGAUCGAGGAUACACCGAGUGUGCCGUAAAAGACGGGUCUGGCUCGAGCCUCGAGACCACGCGCUGCUUCCUGCUUGGGAAUAGCUUCUCAGUCUAUGCGGUCUCAUGGCUGCUGCAGCACUCCCUGGUCGCCGACGAGUUCCAGCCACAGCUGUGGGAGCCCCAUGCCCUGUGCCACACGGGCAAGUGCAGGGCCCCGUGGAACGACAGCGCAAUCUACCACCAGGGCGACGACUACCAGUACGAGCCCGAGGCGGAGCAGCUCGUGCGGCACUACCUGUCUAUCGCAGAGAGAGGGGGCACGGACGUGCGCUUGGACGUGCACCUCCCGUUCCGGCACCGCGCGUGGCCGCGCGUGUCGCUCGAGCCCAACGUUUGGAUGUGGAAGGUGAUCUCAAGUUACCGUUGGCGUGCUGGAAUCGGGAAGCACAUCAACGCCCUCGAGAUCCAGGCGGCCGUGAACACCAUCAAGUGGAGGCUGCGGUCGGGCACGGGCCGCCCCAGGCGCAUGCUACACCUGAUCGACAGCCAAGUCGCCGCUUCGGUGCUGACAAAGGGCCGCAGCAGCAGCAGGGUCCUGCGGAUGCACGUCAAGCGCUGGGGGGCCUUGUGCUGGGCGACAGGCUGCUACGUCAUGCUUGGCUACAUCGCGUCGGAGGACAACCCCGCCGACGCGCUCUCUGAUCUCAGGGUCAGCGCGGUCACGCUCAAGAGGUACCGUAUCGCCGUCGCGGAGUUCCUCGCCUUCGCCAUCGAGGGUGGCUUCCCGCUGAACAGCUCGGCCGAGGCAGACAGCGCGCUGGGCGCCUACGUCGAGGACCAGUGGGCGAACGAGGGCACGCUCAGCCAUGGGCGCUAUGCACUCGCCGGUUGCCUCUUCUUCGCCCCCGAGCUCCGCACGGCCCUGCCCUUUGCGUGGUCCCUGGUCAAGACGUGGCAGAAGCUGGCGCCCAUCCAUCGCGCCUAUCCGGCCAGCCCCGAGAUGGCGCUCGGGCUUGCAGGUGCUGCAGUCUCGGUCGGCCAGCCUCUGCUGGCUGCCCUGGUCCUCGUCACGUUUGAUGCGAUGCUUCGGACCAAAGAGCUGCGUGAUCUUACAUAUGAUGAUAUCACGUUCGCCGAGGGCGGCGUCAUACUGCGCCUGUCAGAAACGAAGAUGGGCGUCAGGACCGGCAAAGUGCAGUUCGUUGUGGUGCGAACGCCCGUCGCAGUGAACUUGCUGCGGGUGGCUGCGGAGCGCGCCCAGCCCACGGACCAUCUGUGCCCGUACACGUACGUGCAGCUCCAGCGGCUCCUGAAGUCGCUCCUCGCUGUCGCCUCGAUCCCGCCUGCGCGCUGGUCCUGGUGCAGCUUCAGGCGAGGAGGCGCCUGCCAUGGCUCCCAGCGCGGCGCAAACCCCCGCAUAUUCAAGAGCUUCAACGCCCCGGAGCCUGUGGACCAGAAGGAGCAGAAGGAGGUUAUGCGCCUUCUGGAGUCUGGCGACCUCUUCCGCUACAAUCGGGAAGACGCGAAUUCGCCCGUGUCCCUCGUGGAGAAGCAAAUAGCCGACUACAUGGGCUUCAAGUACUGCGUCGCGCUGAAUUCGUGCGGCUCGGCCCUGUUCCUGGCCUGCAAGGCCGCGGGUGUGAAGGAGGGCACGAAGGUGCUCGGCAACGCCCUCACGUUCGGGGCCGUGCCCUCCGCCGUGCACCACGCGGGUGGAGAGUUUGUCUUCGUCGAGAGCACCCGCGACAUAGUUAUCGAUGUCAGCGACCUGGCGCUGAAGGCCGACGAGUCCGGCGCCAAGUUCCUGAUGCUCUCGCACAUGCGCGGCCGCGUCGCCGAGCUGGACCAGGCCAGCUCCUCGCCCCGCGGGCAGAUCACGCGCUAG